UCGUAACAAAUAUACAUUAAGUUAUAGUUACAUCUAUAGUAACUACUCAAAUUAAUUCAUUCCUUUGCCUUUUAAUUUAUAUAUUUUAAAAUGGUUGACAAUAAACCUUUGAUUAGAAGGCGUGCCUCAUUAAAAGCUAAGCUUACGCUAUUUGAAAGCCACCUAACAACUGUCGAAAGUUGUGAUCGCUUGAGUAGACUACAACUUACAGAAUUAAACGACCGGUUGUCAAAAAUCGAAGAAAUUUAUUCUGAAUUUGACUCCGUUCAGUGUGAUAUAGAGAAUGAAUUGGAAAUUCCAGAUGAGCAGUAUAAAGAACGCGAGGCUUUCGAGAGCAAGUACUUCGGGCUCGUCGCGCGCGCACGCGAGCUGCUGUCGGCGGCCGCGCCGGCGCCCCGCGCCUCUGCGGGCAGCGACCGCUCGGAGACAGGUUCUUGUGUGACUGCGAUUGGAGGUGGGACAAAACUUAAACUUCCUACUAUAGAUAUGCCUAGCUUCUCGGGCCAUUAUCAUGACUGGCUGGAGUUCCGUGACACAUUUAGUAGUCUCAUACAUUCAAAUAACUCAAUUCCAAACAUUAAUAAAUUUCAUUACCUGCGCGCCGCACUGAAGGGCAGUGCCGCGGUAAUAAUUCAAUCUUUGGAUUUUUCCAGCGAUAAUUAUACAUUGGCUUGGGAAUUACUUUGCGAUCGUUAUAAUAACAAAAGGUCUUUAGUGAACAAUCAUAUUCAGGCAAUUUUUAACAUAGAACAAUUGUCAAAAGAAUCGUCUAGAUCAAUAAGAAACCUUAUUGACACGAUAAAUAAAAACUUAAGAGCACUCAAAUCGCUUGAUCUCCCUACUGAGCAUUGGGAUGUACUUAUAAUUCAAAUAAUUUCAAGCAAAUUAGAUACAACUACUCAUCAUAAAUGGGAAUCCUUUAGGAAUAAAUUAAAGGAGCUUCCUACACUUAAAAUGUUUAACGAUUUCCUUAAAGAUCGGGCUGACUUAUUAGAAUCUACAGAAAUGUCUAAUAAAAAACGUAGGUCUAGCGACACUACGCACAAUCGACAGAAGGCGUUGACAGCUACUACAUAUUCCCCUACUACUUCUCGCAAGUAUGCUUGUCCGUUCUGUAAUGACGAUCAUGCACUGUAUCUAUGUCAAAAGUUCAAAUCAUUAAAAUUACAAGCUCGCGUUGAUAAAGCUAAAGCACUCAAGGUUUGCUUGAACUGUUUGCGCGUGGGUCACAAUGAAAAAACGUGUAGGCUAAACCCUUGUCGCACAUGUGGAUUACAGCGCAAUAGUUUAUUGCACGAACAUACAACUCCUGCAUCUUCGCCUUCGUCAAAUGACGUCGCGCUGCAUUCUUUGCCGCAGCCUGACGAUGAAGAACAAUUUUCUAGUCCAGUUCAAGAAAUUUCAAUGUCAGCCGUACAAAAUGAUAGAAUGCUACUGUCAACGGUCUUAAUUCAAGUGACAGACCACAGUGGUAAAAAACACACAAUACGAGCGUUACUCGAUAAUGGUUCGACCGCGAGUUAUAUUACUGAAAGUUUACGCGCUAAACUAAACUUACCUACUUCUUCAGCUCCGACAACCGUCGAAGGAUUAAAUUAUCAAACCUCACAUUUAUCAAAGUCGUGUGACGUACUUAUGUCGUCAUUAAUCAAUGAUUAUCAAUUAAAGGUGCCCUGCUAUGUGGCAUCGCGUAUAACCCAACCGUUGCCAGUGUCUCGAAUUGACCGUACAACGUUAAACAUACCGCCACACAUUAGGUUGGCAGACCCCACAUUUGAUGUGCCUGCUCCAGUAGACAUGUUACUUUCAUUAGGAAUAUUUUGGUCAGUACUUGGUACUCAUAAAAUUCCAUUAGGUAAAAAUAAACCAACUUUAUGGGAAACCAAAUUGGGUUAUUUAGUUACAGUUCCAACAGAACAAUACUCAGCAUCGAAUUUAAAUACAGUCCAUUGCAACCAUAACAUUAAUUUACACUUACAACAUUAUGAUAAACAAUUAAAUGAUCAACUUUCUCAAUUCUUUGAAUUAGAAUCAGUCGCAACGCGUAAACAACUUUCCAAAGAAGAGCAGGAAUGUGAACAGAGUUUUAUAAAUAAUACCACUCGACUUCCUGACGGUCGUUUUGAAGUGACGAUUCCAUUAAAGGAGACGCCUGAAAAACUAGGCGACUCUUAUGAAAGGGCUCUGUCCAGGUUCAUCUCUUUGGAGCGUAGAUUCAAACGUGAACCACAUUUUAAAGAACAUUCUUGGCCUAAACAGCCAUUACAUUUACAAGAUUCUGAUUUACCAGAGUUCAAGGUCAUAUGCAACUUAAAUGCAAGUCAUACUGAUCACACAUCGUAUUUUACUGAGUUUAUGAAGCGAUUUUCUAAUUUCGGUAAGCUGCAACGUAUAAUCGCAUACGUUCAUCGAUUUAUUUACAAUUGUCGUAACCCACAAGAUAAAUAUACUGGUGACAUAAAAAUAAAUGAACUAAAUUUAUCUUUAAAUUCAAUGUGCAGAUUCGUUCAGCUUGAAGUUUUUAGCUCGGAAUAUGACUUAUUAAAAAAUAAAAAACAAUUGUCUGCCAAUAAUAAAUUGCUACAAUUGAAUCCAUUUUACAACACAACUGAUAAACUGUUACGAGUAGGUGGCAGACUCUGUAACUCAUUUUAUGAUUAUGACACUAAACACCCAAUAUUACUAGAUUCAAAGCAUCAUUUAGCCACACUAAUAGUUAGACACUAUCAUAUAAUGUUCUUACAUGCACCUCCGCAACUAUUACUUGCAAUCUUGCGCCACAAAUUCUGGUUGAUCAAUGGUCGAAACCUUGCCAGAAAAAUAGUUGAAAAUUGCAUUAGAUGUCGUCGUUAUGCAGGCAAGAGUAUUCAACCCAUAAUGGGCAAUCUUCCUUCGCCACGCCUGCAUACUGACUAUGUAUUUGCUAAUACCGCGUGUGACUACGCCGGACCAAUCAUGAUACUGAACCGAAGAGGCCGAGGCAGCAGACUGAUAAAGUCGUAUCUGUGCAUAUUUGUUUGUCUAGCCGUAAAAGCGGUUCACAUAGAACUUGUCACCGAUUUAAGUAGUAACACUUUUCUCACAGCACUAGAUCGAUUCAUUGCCCGCAGAGGAAAGCCUCAAAACAUUUUCUUAGACAAUGGGACUUGCUUUACAGGCGCAUGUAAUGAGUUGUCUAAAUUUUUAAAAUCAAAUAGUAACUAUAUCAGCUCAAAAGCAUCUGAGAUGUUCAUAAACUUUAAAUUUUCACCAGCAUAUAGUCCACACUUUAAUGGAUUAGCCGAGGGUUCCGUAAAAUCUGUUAAAUACCACUUAAUAAGGGUCUUAGGUUUAGCCCACUUAACGUACGAAGAUUUAAAUUCAGUUCUCACUUGCAUCGAGGCUACCCUUAAUUCUAGGCCUCUCACUCCAUUAUCAUCCGACCCUUCAGACCUUACCGCGCUUACCCCCGCUCACUUCUUAAUCGGACGAACGCUAACGAUGUUGCCUUCUCCUCAGAGCUCUGACCCUGCGGCGAUACCUACUCUCUCACGAUAUAUGAGGAUUCAACAAUUGAAAGCCCAUUUCUGGUCCCGAUAUUAUACAGAGUACAUUACAGAGCUCCAGAAACGACAGAAAUGGCGCAAACAAGGACAGCAACUCCAGCUAGGAGAAAUGGUGCUGGUGAAAGAUGACCGGCUGCCUCCCAACCGAUGGCUGCUGGGGCGCGUGACGCGCCUCUACCCCGGCUCCGACGGCGUGACCCGCGUAGCCGACGUCAACACCACUUCGGGAACUCUUCGACGAGCUUUCAACCGACUGUGCCCUCUACCAGUUAUGGACACGAACUUCGUUCCUGGGGCCGCAACAUGUUAACGCCUAGCAUGUGUUUGUGUGAACGAUUGAUGCACUCACACACGCAUACGUCAAAGAACCUGCCCUAUCGACGCGAGCCGACUGCUUUACCGACCGGGCCGCGUCCUUCACUCGUCCUCAAGCCACGAAAACGAAAACGUGCUACUUUCUUGUACAAUUUUAUUU
Cydia splendana is the source of this 4020-nucleotide messenger RNA. RefSeq lists its product as uncharacterized. Gene Ontology annotation, biological process: DNA integration. Lineage: Eukaryota; Metazoa; Arthropoda; Insecta; Lepidoptera; Tortricidae. Bases 91 to 3855 code for a protein of 1254 amino acids. The transcript has a single exon. The record is from RefSeq and is a predicted model, not a curated record. Gene Ontology annotation, molecular function: nucleic acid binding.